Limanda limanda (common dab) is the source of this 741-nucleotide messenger RNA. It is a transcript of the gene cldn18, whose product is annotated as claudin 18. Gene Ontology annotation, biological process: cell adhesion; bicellular tight junction assembly. Gene Ontology annotation, molecular function: structural molecule activity. Gene Ontology annotation, cellular component: bicellular tight junction; plasma membrane. The coding region runs from base 1 to 741 and encodes 246 amino acids. The transcript has 5 exons. The record is from RefSeq and is a predicted model, not a curated record. NCBI's taxonomy places the organism in Eukaryota, Metazoa, Chordata, Actinopteri, Pleuronectiformes, Pleuronectidae.
AUGGCGCCUUCGGUUCUGCAGAACGGUGGAUUCGUUUUGGGCCUGAUCGGUGCAGCAGCCCUGAUCGCAGCCACAGCCAUGAACAACUGGAGUGUGAAGGACAGGCAGGGGGAGGUGGUGACAUCUGUUUACACCUACAAGGGUCUGUGGCAGAACUGUGAGACGACCUCCGCUGGACUCACCGAAUGUCGUCCGCUCUACGGCCUCCUGGGCUUCUCAGGGGCCUUCCAGGCUGUGCGGGCCCUGAUGAUAGUGGGCGUGGUGCUGAGUGUACUGGGGGCGGUGAUAUCAGUUUUCUCCCUCACCUGCCUCACGAUGACCAGCAUGGAGGACACCACCAAGGCCAAGAUGAGCCUCACCGCUGGCAUCAUGUUCAUCAUCGCUGGUGUGUGCGGCAUUGCAGGUGCAUCCAUCUACGCCAACCAGAUCGUGGCCAGUUUCAGGGUGGCCACCGCCCCCAACUAUGGUGGAGGGAUGGGAAACGGAAUGGGUGGAAUGGGAGGAAUGGGAGGAAUGGGAGAAGGAAUGCCAACAUACACGUUUGGCCCUGCACUGUUUAUCGCCUGGAUUGGAGGCGGCGUGCUGGUUAUUGGCGGCGUCCUGAAGUCACUGGCUUUCAGGGGAAUGGUGAAAGAUGAAAAACCCCAUUACCCAGGGGUUGUCUACAAACCUCAGUCCCGUGCCAAAACCGCCCCGGGAGAUCAUCACUCAGAGGACAGCAAGAAAACCCAAUAUGUGUGA